AAGCAAAAAAAUAACAAGAAUUAUAAAAUCUAAAAAAAAAAACAAAGAAAAAAAGGUGUAGAUACUCAAAGCAAAAGCGGGUUUUAAGUUGUUGUUGUUGUUGCUGGUAUUUUGUUUUUCUGUUUAAUGAAAAAAAAUAUAUAGAAACGAGACGAGAGUGUAGCGUAGUGUACGCAGAAAAAAUAACUGAAGUGAAAAUAAUUUAAGGAAAAUGCAAUAAAUUAAUUAAACAAAACCCACUAACAAACAGCAAGUGCUUUUUUUUAUCUGAAAAAAUAUAACAAAAAAAAAUAAAUCUUUAUUAAAACAAAAACAACAGCAAAUUAUCUAUAAAUAUUUAACAUCACAAAUUAUUUGAAAAAUUUUAAGUGUUGCUAGAAAUUUGCUGAAAAACGAAAUUAAACGGAAACGAUACGUGAUAUAAACCGAUAUUUUGUUACUACAACUUUGAGAUUUUUUGUUUUUGUAAUACGAAUUUUUUAACAUACAUUUUAAUGGUCAAUGAAGGGCAAUAAAAAUGGUGAUUGUAACACGCGGUGACUACAUCUGGAUAGAACCCGCUACGGGCAGAGAAUUCGAUGUAGCCAUUGGUGCUCGUGUCAUAUCAGCGGAGGGAAGGCGCAUACAAGUACGUGAUGAUGAUGGUGACGAGAUAUGGUUAUCGCCCGAGAGGCGCAUUAAAGCAAUGCAUGCCUCUUCGGUGCAAGGUGUGGAAGACAUGAUCUCCUUGGGAGAUCUACAUGAAGCGGGAAUUUUAAGAAAUUUAUUAAUACGUUACAAAGAUAAUUUAAUAUAUACCUACACCGGUUCCAUUUUGGUGGCUGUCAAUCCUUAUCAAAUACUACCCAUCUAUACGGCCGAUCAAAUUAAACUAUAUAAAGAACGUAAGAUAGGAGAAUUGCCGCCGCAUAUCUUUGCUAUAGGCGAUAAUGCCUAUGCUCAUAUGAAACGUUAUCGCCAGGAUCAAUGUAUAGUAAUAUCGGGUGAAUCGGGUGCCGGUAAGACGGAGAGCACAAAAUUAAUUUUACAAUAUUUGGCAGCCAUUAGCGGUAAACACUCAUGGAUUGAACAGCAGAUAUUAGAAGCUAAUCCUAUCUUGGAAGCUUUUGGUAAUGCUAAGACUGUACGAAAUGAUAAUUCCUCUAGAUUUGGCAAAUAUAUUGAUAUACACUUUAGUGCCAAUGGCGUUAUAGAGGGAGCCAAAAUCGAACAAUAUCUUUUAGAGAAAUCUCGUAUUGUUUCACAGAAUCAUAGUGAACGUAAUUAUCAUAUAUUUUAUUGUAUAUUGGCGGGUUUAUCGGCCGAGGAGAAGAGACGUUUGGAUUUGGGCAAUGCAUCGGAUUAUAAAUAUCUAACGGGCGGUGACUGCAUUACCUGUGAGGGCCGAGAUGAUACUGCUGAAUUUUCCGACAUACGUUCGGCCAUGAAAGUUCUGCUCUUCACUGAUCAAGAAAUUUGGGAAAUAAUUAAACUGUUAGCGGCCCUUCUGCAUUGCGGCAACAUUAAGUAUAAAGCCACAGUGGUGGACAAUUUAGAUGCUACCGAAAUUCCCGAACAUAUAAAUGUAGAGCGUGUUGCGGCUCUUCUAGGUCUGCCCAUGCAACCUUUAAUGGAUGCUCUAACCCGGCGUACACUCUUUGCUCAUGGUGAGACAGUGGUUUCAACACUUUCGCGUGAUCAGUCGGUAGAUGUGCGUGAUGCCUUUGUCAAGGGCAUAUAUGGUCGUUUGUUUGUGCAUAUAGUGCGCAAGAUAAAUACGGCUAUUUAUAAGCCCCGGGCCACUUCGCGUAAUGCUAUAGGUGUUUUGGAUAUAUUUGGUUUUGAGAAUUUCGAUCAGAAUAGUUUUGAACAAUUCUGUAUUAAUUAUGCCAAUGAGAACUUGCAGCAGUUCUUUGUACAGCACAUUUUCAAGUUGGAACAGGAGGAAUACAAUCAUGAGGGCAUUAACUGGCAGCAUAUAGAGUUUGUGGAUAAUCAAGAUGCCUUGGAUUUGAUAGCCAUUAAACAGUUGAACAUUAUGGCUUUAAUAGAUGAAGAGGCCCGUUUUCCCAAGGGCACGGAUCACACUAUGCUGGCUAAAUUGCACAAAACCCAUGGUACCCAUAAGAACUACUUGAAACCCAAAUCGGAUAUUAAUACCAGUUUUGGCUUGAACCAUUUCGCUGGCGUGGUGUUCUAUGAUACUAGUGGUUUCUUAGACAAGAAUCGUGAUACUUUUAGUCCCGAUUUACUGCAUCUAGUUAGUCAGAGUAGUAAUAAGUUUUUGAGACAAAUAUUCAGCCAGGAUAUAGAAAUGGGCGCCGAGACACGCAAGCGCACACCCACCUUAUCGACACAGUUUAAGAAGAGUUUAGAUGCUUUGAUGAAGACAUUGUGCUCCUGCCAGCCUUUCUUUAUACGUUGCAUUAAGCCCAAUGAGGUCAAGAAACCCAUGAUGUUUGAUCGAGGUUUAUGCUGCCGGCAACUGCGUUAUUCGGGCAUGAUGGAAACUAUACGUAUAAGAAGAGCAGGUUAUCCCAUACGCCAUGGUUUUCGAGAUUUUGUGGAACGUUAUAGAUUUCUGAUACCGGGAGUACCGCCGGCUCAUAGAACCGAUUGCCGUUUGGCUACGUCGCGCAUAUGUGCCGCCGUUUUGGGUAAAUCCGAUUAUCAAUUGGGUCACACUAAAGUUUUCCUUAAAGAUGCCCACGAUUUGUUUUUGGAACAGGAACGUGAUCGUGUUUUAACGCGUAAGAUCUUGAUUUUACAACGCACCAUUAGAGGCUGGGUUUAUCGCAGGCGGUUCUUGCGCAUGCGGGCCGCAGCCAUAACCGUGCAACGCUAUUGGAAGGGUUAUGCCCAGCGUAAACGUUAUGAGAAAAUGCGUGUGGGCUAUAUGCGUUUGCAGGCUUUGAUACGUUCCAGAGUUUUGUCGCAUCGUUUCCGCCACCUAAGAGGCCAUAUAGUGGGUUUGCAGGCCCACGCUCGUGGCUAUUUGGUGCGUCGUGAAUAUGGCCAUAAAAUGUGGGCCAUAAUUAAGAUUCAAUCGCAUGUCCGAAGAAUGAUAGCCAUGCGCAAAUAUAACAAACUAAGGGAGGAAUAUAAAAAGUUUGCCGAGGUUUUGCAUUUGCGCAAACUGGAAGAGCAAGAACUCAUGCAUAAGGGCAAUAAACAUGCUCGAGAGAUAGCGGAGCAACACUACCGAGAUCGUCUGCAUGAAAUGGAGCGCCGAGAAAUGGAACAGGAAAUUGAGGAGCGAAGGCGAGUAGAAGUUAAGAAGAAUUUGAUUAAUGAUGCCGCCCGCAAGCAGGAUGAACCGGUAGAUGAUGGCAAACUGGUGGAGGCCAUGUUUGAUUUUCUACCCGAUUCCAGUAGUGAGGCCCCGACACCGCAUGGUGGCCGAGAAACCUCGGUGUUUAAUGAUUUGCCUCAUGGCCAGCAUGUCAAUCAAGAGGAUUGCAUUGGACCCAUGCAUAUUUCCGAGGAUGAGGAAGAUUUAUCGGAGUUCAAAUUCCAAAAAUUCGCUGCCACUUAUUUCCAAGGCAAUGUCAAUCAUCAAUACUCCAAGAAGGCUUUGAAACAUCCUUUACUACCUUUGCAUACGCAAGGUGAUCAAUUAGCGGCCCAAGCUUUAUGGAUUACUAUUUUGAGGUUUACUGGUGAUAUGCCGGAACCUAAAUAUCAUACCAUGGAUCGCAUGGAUACCACCUCGGUAAUGUCUAAAGUUACCGCUACUUUGGGUAGAAACUUUAUCAGAAGCAAGGAAUUCCAAGAAGCCCAACUUAUGGGUUUGGACCCAGAAGCUUUUCUCAAGCAAAAACCCCGUUCCAUAAGACACAAACUAGUUUCUUUGACAUUAAAACGCAAAAACAAAUUGGGUGAAGAUGUUAGAAGACGUCUGCAAGAUGAGGAGUACACUGCUGAUAGCUAUCAAUCCUGGCUGCAAUCGCGUCCUACUUCAAAUCUCGAAAAGUUGCAUUUCAUUAUAGGCCAUGGUAUUUUAAGGGCUGAGCUAAGAGAUGAAAUCUAUUGUCAGAUAUGCAAACAAUUAACCAAUAAUCCUUUGAAAUCCUCUCAUGCUCGAGGCUGGAUUUUGCUGUCAUUGUGUGUGGGUUGUUUUGCUCCCUCGGAGAAAUUUGUUAAUUAUCUAAGGGCCUUUAUAAGGGAGGGUCCUCCAGGAUAUGCUCCUUACUGUGAGGAACGUUUGAAGAGAACCUUUAAUAAUGGCACUCGUAAUCAGCCUCCUUCGUGGCUGGAACUGCAGGCCACCAAAUCGAAAAAACCCAUAAUGUUGCCCAUAACAUUUAUGGAUGGCAAUACCAAGACUUUGCUGGCCGAUUCUGCCACCACCGCUAGGGAAUUGUGCAAUCAAUUGUCGGAUAAGAUUACCCUAAAAGAUCAGUUUGGUUUCUCGCUUUAUAUAGCCCUGUUCGACAAGGUUUCUUCUUUGGGCAGUGGUGGUGAUCAUGUUAUGGAUGCCAUUUCCCAGUGUGAACAAUAUGCCAAGGAACAGGGUGCCCAGGAACGUAAUGCUCCCUGGCGUUUAUUCUUCCGUAAGGAAAUAUUUGCUCCCUGGCAUGAUCCCACCUUUGAUCAGGUGGCCACGAAUCUCAUUUAUCAGCAAGUGGUUAGAGGUGUCAAAUUCGGCGAGUAUCGCUGUGACAAGGAAGAGGAUUUGGCCAUGAUAGCGGCCCAACAGUAUUUCAUAGAAUAUGGCACCGAUAUGUCCAUGGAAAGACUGUUUACUUUGCUGCCCAAUUUCAUACCCGAUUUUUGUCUCACCGGCAUCGAUAAGGCCAUAGAACGUUGGGCUGCCUUAGUUUUACAGGCCUAUAAGAAGUCAUAUUAUGUUAAGGAGAAAAUAGCCUCGCUAAAGAUCAAGGAGGAUAUAGUCAGUUAUGCCAAGUAUAAAUGGCCUUUAUUAUUUUCCAGAUUCUAUGAGGCCUAUCGUAAUUCUGGUCCUAAUCUGCCCAAAAAUGAUGUUAUUAUAGCCGUCAACUGGACGGGGGUGUAUGUGGUCGAUGAUCAGGAACAGGUGUUAUUGGAAUUGAGUUUUCCGGAAAUUACCGCUGUGUCCAGUCAAAAAACUAAUAAAGUUUUUACGCAAACGUUUAGUUUAUCUACGGUGAGGGGUGAAGAGUUCACUUUCCAAAGUCCCAAUGCUGAGGAUAUUAGAGAUUUGGUGGUUUACUUUUUGGAUGGUUUAAAGAAAAGAUCCAAAUUUGUUAUUGCUAUACAAGACUAUCGUGCUCCCUCGGAUGGCUCCAGUUUCUUGUCUUUCUUUAAGGGAGACUUAAUUAUUCUAGAGGAUGAAAGUUGUGGUGAGAAUGUUUUGAAUAAUGGCUGGUGUAUAGGCCGUUGCGAACGUUCCCAGGAAAGGGGAGACUUCCCAGCCGAAACUGUUUAUGUUUUACCCACUCUAUCCAAGCCUCCCCAAGACAUUUUGGCUUUGUUUAAUAUCGAGGAAGCUCAUCAUGGCAGACGUUUAAGUAUGGUAUCAAAUGGUGUUACCGAAACCCGUGACAGACCUCAUACUUUAAUGGAAUAUGCCAUGGAUCAUUUCCGUUUGCCACCCAAGAGAACGGUUUCCAAAACUCUUACCUUAAGUUCGAAACGAUCAGAGGAGAUAUGGCGUUAUUCUCGUGAUCCUAUUAAGGCGCCUUUACUUAGGAAAUUACAGUCUAAAGAGGAAUUAGCGGAAGAGGCUUGUUUUGCUUUUGCCGCUAUUUUGAAAUACAUGGGAGAUUUACCCUCUAAACGGCCCCGAAUGGGUAAUGAAAUUACCGAUCAUAUAUUCGAUGGUCCGCUCAAACAUGAAAUCCUAAGAGAUGAAAUCUAUUGUCAAAUUAUGAAGCAGUUAACCGAUAAUCGUAAUCGCAUUUCUGAGGAACGAGGCUGGGAACUAAUGUGGUUGGCCACUGGUCUUUUCGCCUGUUCACAGGGUUUACUUAAGGAAUUAACACUGUUCCUAAGAACCCGACGACAUCCUAUAUCACAAGAUUCCCUACAUCGUCUGCAGAAAACCAUACGCAAUGGUCAACGUAAAUAUCCUCCUCAUCAGGUUGAAGUGGAGGCCAUACAACACAAAACUACACAAAUAUUCCAUAAAGUAUAUUUCCCCGACGAUACUGAUGAGGCUUUUGAGGUGGACUCCUCUACCAGGGCCAAAGAUUUUUGCCACAAUAUCUCACAACGUUUGUCGCUACGCACCAGUGAGGGUUUUUCGCUAUUCGUGAAAAUUGCCGAUAAAGUUAUAUCCGUACCGGAGGGAGAUUUCUUCUUUGACUUUGUACGACAUCUAACGGAUUGGAUUAAAAAGGCCAGACCCAUACGUGAUGGCACUAAUCCUCAAUUUACUUAUCAAGUUUUCUUUAUGAAAAAAUUGUGGACAAAUACUGUGCCCGGCAAGGAUCGUAAUGCUGAUUUGAUAUUCCAUUAUCAUCAGGAGCUGCCAAAACUAUUAAGGGGUUACCAUAAGUGUUCGCGUGAAGAGGCUGCCAAAUUGGCGGCUUUAGUAUAUCGUGUACGUUAUGGUGAUAAUAAACAAGAAUUGCAGGCCAUACCACAAAUGCUGCGUGAAUUGAUACCCUCCGAUUUAAUGAAAAUGCAAAGUACUAGUGAAUGGAAACGAGCCAUAGUUGCUUCCUAUAAUCAAGAUUCCGGCAUGAGUUCUGAAGAUGCUAAAGUCGCUUUUCUUAAAAUUGUUUAUAGAUGGCCCACUUUUGGCUCAGCCUUCUUUGAAGUUAAACAAACGACUGAACCCAAUUAUCCUGAAAUGUUAUUGAUAGCUAUAAAUAAGCAUGGUGUUAGUUUAAUACAUCCCGUUACAAAGGACAUUUUAAUCACUCAUCCCUUUACUCGUAUUUCGAAUUGGUCUUCGGGCAAUACUUAUUUCCAUAUGACAAUUGGCAAUUUGGUUAGAGGCUCAAAACUAUUGUGUGAGACCUCAUUGGGCUAUAAAAUGGAUGAUUUAUUAACAUCCUAUAUAUCAUUAAUGUUGACAAAUAUGAACAAAAAUCGUACUAUACGCGCAAAUUAAUUAAAUUUUUUAAAUGAAAAUAAAAAAAAAAAAAAA
Lucilia sericata (common green bottle fly) is the source of this 7054-nucleotide messenger RNA. It is a transcript of the gene ck, whose product is annotated as myosin-VIIa. The coding region runs from base 518 to 7018 and encodes 2166 amino acids. NCBI's taxonomy places the organism in Eukaryota, Metazoa, Arthropoda, Insecta, Diptera, Calliphoridae. The transcript is spliced from 13 exons. Gene Ontology annotation, molecular function: cytoskeletal motor activity; protein binding; ATP binding. The record is from RefSeq and is a predicted model, not a curated record. Gene Ontology annotation, cellular component: cytoskeleton; myosin complex.